Pocillopora verrucosa is the source of this 450-nucleotide messenger RNA. The record is from RefSeq and is a predicted model, not a curated record. NCBI's taxonomy places the organism in Eukaryota, Metazoa, Cnidaria, Anthozoa, Scleractinia, Pocilloporidae.
AUGUCGCAAUUGAGAAAGCGAGUUCACCUUUUUAACUGUGAUAAUACGUACAAACUAGAGCCUGUCGAGAAAUUGCUUGACCAAUUGACCAGCAUCCAUGUUGAGAAGCACUCGUUCAGACUCCCCGAAAUGUCUGAAAUGGUAGAAAAAAUUCCAACCUUAGAGAUGGAUAUGGCCUUUUUCGUGGUUCAUGCGCAUGAAUCUCGGCUCUCGAUCAACGAAGACAACGCUGGAAUUGGUUACGCCAAGAUAUACAGAGCUUUACUAAAGGCGACGGGAGGAGAUGUUAUCACCGUCAUCGGGGGAGAUGAUAACUACAAAGACGACAAGGAAGAGAAUCGAGAGGUUAUUUCAAGUUGGGCGAAGAGGAAAGUCUCUUCACAGUUCGGCAGUGAGUAUCUUGAUGGUAGAAAGAGCUUUAUCUUCUCCUGGAACAAACAACAUCGAGCG